AAAACCCUCCUGAAGCCCGGCCCCGCGGAAGGAAGGAACGGUUUCAGAGUUGUUUGUUUCUGUUUGAUAGAAGAACACUGCAAGGCUCUGGUUUUACUCUGUGCGUGCCUAGACAAUCUCCAGAAGCAGUUUAGGGCAAGCGACGAGAACGCUGGGCAACCGAAAGGAUGCACUACGUGCUCGACUUUAUCCUGAUACUCCCCUUGCUCAUCGUCUUCUGUAUAGAAUCUUUCGUCAAGCUUUUUAUUCCUAAGAAGAAAAAAUCAGUCGCCGGCGAGAUUGUCCUGAUCACUGGAGCUGGUCAUGGAAUUGGAAGACUGACUGCCUACGAAUUUGCCAAACUUAAAACCAAAUUAGUUCUCUGGGAUAUCAAUAAGAGCGGCAUUGAGGAAACAGCCUUAAAGUGCAGGAAACUGGGCGCCCAGGCCCAUCCCUUUGUGGUGGACUGCAGCAAGCGGGACGAGAUCUACAGUGCAGCAAAAAAGGUAAAGGAAGAAGUUGGGAGUGUUAGCAUCCUGGUAAAUAACGCUGGCGUUGUCUACACUUCAGAUCUGUUUGCUACACAAGACGCUCAAAUCGAAAAGACUUUCGAAGUCAAUGUGCUUGCACACUUUUGGACCACAAAGGCAUUUCUUCCCGACAUGAUGAAGAAUAAUCAUGGCCAUAUUGUCACCGUGGCAUCAGCAGCCGGGCACACAGUGGUUCCCUUCUUGCUGGCUUACUGUUCCAGCAAGUUUGCUGCAGUUGGCUUCCACAGAGCCUUGACGGAUGAACUGGCUGCCCUGGAAAAAACCGGAGUCCAAACGUCCUGUCUCUGCCCUAACUUCAUAACAACGGGUUUCAUCAAGAACCCGAGUACCAAUUUAGGACCCACCCUGGAGCCUGAAGAGGUGGUAGAAAAUCUCAUGUACGGGAUCCUCACCGAGAAGAAAAUGAUAUUUGUUCCAAGUUCUAUCAAGUUAUUGAUGGCAUUUGAAAAGAUCCUUCCGGAACGGUUCCUGGCGGUUCUGAAGCACAGGCUCAACAUUAAGUUCGAUGCGGUUAUUGGAUACAAAGACAAAUGAUGGCUCUGGCUUCACGAAAAGCUGACUUUCUGCUCUCAAGUUGAUUCCUUCCAUAUUAAUCAAAAUUUUAAUGUUUUCAA
This is a messenger RNA of Arvicola amphibius (Eurasian water vole), 1144 nucleotides long. RefSeq names its product hydroxysteroid 17-beta dehydrogenase 11 (gene Hsd17b11). The record is from RefSeq and is a predicted model, not a curated record. Gene Ontology annotation, molecular function: oxidoreductase activity, acting on the CH-OH group of donors, NAD or NADP as acceptor. Gene Ontology annotation, cellular component: lipid droplet. NCBI's taxonomy places the organism in Eukaryota, Metazoa, Chordata, Mammalia, Rodentia, Cricetidae.